Messenger RNA from Anoplopoma fimbria (sablefish), 1035 nucleotides. It is a transcript of the gene ppp1r3c2b, whose product is annotated as protein phosphatase 1 regulatory subunit 3C2, duplicate b. Gene Ontology annotation, cellular component: protein phosphatase type 1 complex. The transcript is spliced from 2 exons. Gene Ontology annotation, biological process: regulation of glycogen biosynthetic process. Bases 127 to 1017 code for a protein of 296 amino acids. Gene Ontology annotation, molecular function: glycogen binding; protein phosphatase 1 binding. The record is from RefSeq and is a predicted model, not a curated record. Lineage: Eukaryota; Metazoa; Chordata; Actinopteri; Perciformes; Anoplopomatidae.
GUUUGUAAGUACGAUUAAAAACAGAUUUAAGUGGGUUUUUUUUAAUCAAUGCACCCUCUAUUGUAAUACUACUUUUUCUAUUUCUAGAACUCUACCCACUCAAUCACUCAACAUCAGACUAACAGUAUGGAGAUGUCCAGUACAACUCUCCUGCCCGCGGUGAGCCUCGGGUCAAUGGCUCACUCAGCAGGACUGGCGGAGAUUGCGGUGAGGCUGUGCUUGAAUCAACGUAAACAACUGUGUCCUCAUGUUUGGGUUCCCAUCCUGAAGCCCCAGCGCCCUUGCAUUCGUCUUCCAGUUUCAGAUCAGUUAUCCUCUGACAUCUUCAGCCACGCCUAUCUGACCCACACUCUCCCAUCUCUCUUUGAUGACUUUGAUGACUAUGAAGAUGAUGUUUUGCACCCAAUCAAGAACAAACGGGUGAUUUUCGCUGACUCGUGGGGAUUGUCUCUAACAGCCGUGCGAGUGUUUUCUGAUGAAGAGGAGCAGUCUGACCUCGACCUACUGCCAUCGCUGCAGGGUUUGGGCAGCAUGACAGAGGAUGGCUACAGCUGCACCGUCAGCACCUGCUGCCCAGGAACACGGCUCAAACUGGGCUUCCCGCAGCCUUCUGCAGAUUUCCAGGCCUUUCGUGCCAAGCUGGCAGAGAGCAUGGUUAUCCUGGAGAACUGCAGUGUUACUGAGCAGGCCCUUCAAGGUACAGUGCGAGUCAGGAACAUCAGUUUCCAGAAAGAAGUGCAAAUACGCAUCACUUUUGACUCAUGGCAGAGCUACAGAGAUGUGCCCUGUACGUACCUGCAGAAACGCUUCGGAGGGCCUCAGACAGACAUCUUUGAAUUUGAAGUAGCCAUUCCUAAAGUGCUAGAUGCCAAAAGGAAGAUAGAAUUCUGUUUAAGUUAUUUACCAGGAGGCCAUGGUGAGCCUUUUUGGGACAAUAACAACGGACAGAAUUACAGCAUUGCUGUGUGCGUGAGCUCACAUCUCUGUUGCGGGAAGAAUCUAGGUGAAAGGGCAUGAUUUACUCAAGCUAGAAAU